UCGAUGAGACUCUUUUUUGAUUUGAUAAAAUUGGAUCAGUGGAGGAGUUUCUUUCUCCUUUUCUCUCUAACAAAAUAGAGUCAUCCGAUCGUAAAAGGAAGAACCAAGAACCACCGCCGGCGGCGAUCUCGUCGGCAGAUCACCGGAAGAUCAGAGACAGUAAAGACAGAGAUAGAGAAAGGGAAAGAGACAGACCCAGAGGCUCUUCUUCUUCCUCUUCUUUGAACAAGAAAAAGCCCAAAAUGUCCUCCUCUGGAAACCAGGUCAAGGCUUCUCACAUACUCAUCAAGCACCAGGGCUCCAGGAGAAAGGCCUCGUGGAAAGAUCCAGAAGGCCGCGUUAUCAUAAACACCACCCGUGAAGCCGCCGUCUCCCAACUCAAGGCCAUCCGCGAAGACAUCGUUUCGGGCAAGUCCAAGUUCGAAGACAUCGCUUCUCGCAUCUCUGAUUGCAGCUCCGCCAAGCGCGGUGGCGAUCUUGGUCCAUUUGGUCGUGGUCAAAUGCAGAAGCCUUUCGAAGAGGCGACCUUUGCUCUUAAGGUUGGGGAGAUUAGCGAUAUUGUGGAUACCGACAGUGGAGCUCACAUCAUUAUGAGAACUGGUUGAUUUUAGAGGGCAGGAGGAAGUUUUCAAGAUAUUUUUGAAAAUAAUUUUGAAAUACCAAUGACAGAUCUUGCUUCAUGCUUAUUUAGUUGGUUUGAUGGCACCUAAAAACUGAUCUAAUUAUUUUUCAAAUGACAUUUUUGUUUUGGGAAUAUUUGCUAUGGUUGUGUUUUGAAUAUUUGAGAGCUAAUAGCUCGUAACGUUUCACAAAAUUUUAUGUUCAAAACGAUCUUUAUAA
Molecule: messenger RNA, 840 nt
Organism: Humulus lupulus (European hop)
Lineage: Eukaryota; Viridiplantae; Streptophyta; Magnoliopsida; Rosales; Cannabaceae
Product: peptidyl-prolyl cis-trans isomerase Pin1
Exons: 2
Coding region: 243-605 (120 amino acids)
Cellular component (GO): cytosol; nucleus
Molecular function (GO): peptidyl-prolyl cis-trans isomerase activity
Source: RefSeq, a predicted model, not a curated record